CAGCAGCUAGACAAAAGCGACCUCACUGAGCAUCAUACCAACACGAAAAAGGAGGUUAGAACUCACCUUUUCUUCUUUCCCUCUUAAUCUCCUCGGCCGUCAAAUGCCUUCCCUCCUUCAAAACAACCACCUGGGGUCCUUCUUCCCCUCCUCCCCCGAAUACAUCUCCCCAUUCAUCAUCAUCGUCGUCAUCUUCCCGUUCCCCCGCUUCGUCGCCGCUACCAGUCGCCCACUGACCUUUGUCCGGGCGUUCUGGCAGAGGCUCCCGCCCCCCUCGAGAAGAGGCAGACGACGGAGGGGGAGCUUGGGGUUUACCAAAGUUUUGGAGGAAAGAGGGUUUUUGAGCGACGUAUGUGAGUCCAGCGGAGUACUGAUGUUUGGUGAGACCUCUCUCGCGUGGGGCCAUGUUUGCGGUUGCGAUGGUGAUGGGGAAAAGAGUAGAAUGCGAGAUGGAUGUGGAGGUGUAAAGAAAAUGUCGCUGGAUGUUGUUGCCCCGACACUGGCGUUCUUCGUCUCGUUCAGCUCUGUACUUCCGGCACGACAGUCGAAAGCUUUAUCCAAUGUCCAUCUAUGGCUGGAGAGUAUGGAUUAUAGGGACAGAAUGGAUGUGAGUACGGAUAUAUCGGUAUAAUCGGCCACAGCUCGCUGCUUUCCGCUGUGUCCACGACGAACCAUACAUUCCCUUGUCCAUCUUCCAACUAUUCUCCAUGCACCAUCCUCUCAGUUGAUAUGCACCUCCUCAAGACAUCCACAAAGUCGGUUAUCACCACUACACUCUGCUAUAGCAAGAGAUCAAUCACCAUGAAGAGCUUUGCAGAUUCCUCAUUCGACGUCGAGAGAUAUCUCAGCUGUCGACCAUCAUACCCACAAGAAGCAUACGACAUCAUUCUCGCCUACCAUUUCCACUUCCCACCCAACCGCUCCGGCCUUAAAGGUGGUAACACCCGUCUCCUCGACCUAGGCUGUGGACCAGGCUUCAUAGCGUCCACCUUGGCACCCCAUUUCGAGCAUACCUUGGGGUUGGAUCCGUCCCAGAAGAUGGUUCAAGUUGGCUUGCAGCCUGUGCGAGGUGGAAAGGUAGAAUAUAGAGUAGGGAAUGCGGAGGAUCUGGAUAAUGCGGGUGUGGGUGUAGGUGAUCACGGUGUGGAUCUGGUCGUUGCCGGACAAGCGGCGCAUUGGUUUGACCAUUCAAAAGUAUGGCCCCAGCUGACUAAACAUGUCAGACCAGGUGGGACUGUCGCUUACCUCGGCUACGCCGAACUCCUCUUCCCAUCGCACCCCCACCUCACUCAUCUUUUCACUCGCUUUUCCUCUUCCCCUCCGCCCCACGGGAUUGGGCCCUACUGGUCCCAGCCGGGGAGGGGGAUUGUAGAAGGGCUAUUGGAUCGAGUUCCAUUUCCUGUCAAACCCGGGCCGGGGCCGAGGCGGGCGGAGGUGGAGGAGGUGGAGAGGGUAGUAGGGAGACGACCGGUGAUGAUGAUUGACGAGCCGGCGCUGGAUCCAAAGCCCUUUUCAGAUACGCUUGAAUGGUAUGAGGCAGAGUGGGCACCGGAAACAGCCGUCCGAAUCCGACAUACCCCUUCAUCCCCAUUCCUUAUGCGCCAACAUUGGACGCUCGCGCAACUUGAAGCCUAUCUCCGUACGUUUUCCGCGACACACGAGUAUUGGAGGGCGAACCCCCAAGACGAAGCAAAGGGGAAGGUGGAGCUAAAAGUGAAGACGGGAGAAGGGGAUGUGGUAGAUCGGUUUAUGGCGGUGAUUAAAGAAGCGUUUGAAAAAGAAGGGGUGGUGGAUAGAGAUGGGAAAGGGAGUUUUGAUGUAGCUUGGCCGUUGGUGUUGAUGAUGAUCAAGAAGAAUGUCUAGUCUCAAGAGCUUUUUCUAGUGUCAUGUUCUGAAACGUAGUAGUUUUCUUCUUUUUAAUGACUUGGUGACUAAAUA
Messenger RNA from Cryptococcus deneoformans JEC21, 1938 nucleotides. Its product is annotated as trans-aconitate 3-methyltransferase, putative. The record is from RefSeq and is a predicted model, not a curated record. The transcript has 4 exons. Bases 730 to 1863 code for a protein of 377 amino acids. Gene Ontology annotation, molecular function: S-adenosylmethionine-dependent methyltransferase activity. Lineage: Eukaryota; Fungi; Basidiomycota; Tremellomycetes; Tremellales; Cryptococcaceae.